GCCUAACACCUCCUGCACACUUCAAAUAAUUAUCAAAUUUCUAGAUCAACACAAGAACAGCCGAGACUAACACCUCACAACAUUGAUUUCGAUUAUUUUCGUAAUAUUCAGCAAAACCUUCCCUUUCUCUGCCCUAAAUUUACGCUCAACACGACCCCACGAUGCCUCCCAAGGAGAAGUCCACCCCGGAUUCUGCGCCCUCCCAUGAGAUUACCGGCCAGAGCGCUCUUCCUAUUUCGCGGAUAAAGAAAAUCAUCCAACUAGACGAGGACAUAGUACAAUGUUCAAGCAACGCUACGUUUGUAAUCGCGAUGGCUACAGAAAUGUUCAUCCAAUAUCUCACAGAACAAGGGCAUAAUGUCGUCAAAUCCGAACGGAAACCACGAAAGCUUAUCCAAUACAAAGACUUAGCUACGGCGGUUUCGCGGAUCGAUAAUCUAGAAUUCCUCUCCGACGUUAUCCCCAAGACAACAACCUAUAAACAAUUCAAGGAAAAGAAGGCCAAGGAAGCCAUCAGAGAAGCCGAGAUCGAGAAAGGACAGCGCACACUGAAUGGAACGGUACCGCAUGCCAAUGGAGAGUCAGAGCAUCAGGAAGAACUACAAGCUAUAGAAGAAAAGCCGUCAAAGAGCCCUCGGACGCCGGUGGUCAUGCAUGCGACUGGCGCAGUGAGCACGCUGGUAGUCGAUCGGACUGUUGACAACCAGAGCAAGGGAGAGGACGGGGAUGUGGAAAUGGUUGACCAGUAACCUGGACCUCUAUAAUGUUCCAAUAUCAACCGAUGGAGUUGCAUGUAUGGGGAGUUCUGGGUUUGGGUGCUUCUUUUAUGGGCAAAAAGAUCGUGUUAUGGUCACCUUUGCAUUUGGGUUAAUUGGGAAUGGACGGAACGGGAAAUCACGGGCAAAAUGGUCUCCGUCAGCUUGGGAACAAGUCACUCGUUG
Aspergillus caelatus is the source of this 941-nucleotide messenger RNA. RefSeq names its product histone-fold domain-containing protein. The record is from RefSeq and is a predicted model, not a curated record. Gene Ontology annotation, molecular function: protein heterodimerization activity. Gene Ontology annotation, cellular component: CHRAC; nucleus. The transcript has 4 exons. NCBI's taxonomy places the organism in Eukaryota, Fungi, Ascomycota, Eurotiomycetes, Eurotiales, Aspergillaceae. The coding region runs from base 162 to 749 and encodes 195 amino acids.